AUGGGUAAAGGGUACAGCUCUGCGAUUGCCUCGAACCCCUACAUCGUCGGCUCGUUUGCAUGCAUCGGCGGCGGGCUUUUCGGGCUUGAUAUCUCGUCGAUGUCCGGCGUGCUGAGUAACAAUGCGUAUAAGAAGACCUUUUCGAAUCCGGGUCCCAACGCGCAGGGCGCUAUCGUCGCGGCGAUGCCUGCAGGCUCGUUCGCCGGCGCACUUCUGGUCACGAAACUCGGGGAUCUACUUGGCCGCAAGAAGGUCGUCAUUAUCAGCGGGUGGAUAUGGGUUAUUGGCAGCAUAUUGCAAUGUGCCGCGGUGAAUCGUGGCAUGCUCGUCGUUGGUCGCGUCAUCUCCGGUAUCGCAGUCGGCAUCGCCAGCGCGGUCGUGCCUGUCUACCAAUCUGAAAUCACCCCUCCUGCCAUCCGCGGUCGGAUGGUUUCGUUGCAACAAUGGUCAAUCACUUGGGGCAUCCUGCUGCAGUACUUUGUCGAAUUCGGCUGCUCGUACAUCAACGGCGUCGCGUCUUUCCGGAUUCCCUGGGGCCUGCAGAUGAUCCCGGCCAUCAUCCUGAGUUUAGGCAUGUUAAUCUUUCCCGAGAGCCCCCGGUGGCUCGUCGACCACGAUCGCCCGGAGGAAGCGCUGGAGGUCCUCGCAGACCUGCACGGCAACGGAAAUGCGGACGAGGAGCUCGUGCAGCUCGAAUUCGCCGAGAUCCGGGAACAGGUGCGGUUUGAGCGUGAGCAGGGUGCCAAGUCGUACUUGGACCUCCUCCAACCUGGAGUUCUUCGCCGUGUCGGCCUCGGGUCUGCGCUACAGAUGUGGAGCCAGUUAUCUGGGAUGAAUAUCAUGAUGUACUAUAUCAUCUACGUUUUCCAAGGAGCAGGUCUGACGGGUCGGCAUGGGAACUUGAUCGCGGAUUCGGUGCAAUAUGUACUGAAUGUCCUGUUCACUAUACCCGCUAUCAUCUACAUCGACAAGUGGGGCCGGCGCCCGAUGCUGAUUAUAGGUACACUGCUCAUGGGCUUCUGGCUCUUCCUCGUCGGUGGCCUGCAGGGUCGUUACGGACAGUGGGGCGACGUCGACGGCUCUCGCGUGUGGGUCAUCACAGGGAACAAGCCGGCAACCCACGCGAUCAUCGUUUGCUCGUAUUUCUUCGUGUGCAGCUUCGCUAUCACUAUGGGCCCCACGUCUUGGACGUACCCAGCUGAGAUCUACCCGAUGCGAGUACGGGCCAAGGCCGUGUCGGUCGCAACAGCCACGAACUGGGUGUUCAAUUUCGCUCUCGCGUGGGCGGUGCCUCCGGGCCUGUCGUCGAUCGCGUACAAGACGUACUUCAUUUUUGGCACAUUCAACUUCGCCGCGUGCAUCCACAUCUUUUUCUGCUUCCCCGAGACUGCCGGUCGUUCGCUCGAGGAGGUGGAGGAAAUCUUCACGCAGGGCCACGUAUUCACCGCAUGGCGCAUCGGGCGCGACGUUGGGAAAAGGACCCUCGCGGACGUCACGAAGAACGCGAAGGACGACAUGGUCGACGAGAAGGCGUGA
Messenger RNA from Sparassis crispa, 1536 nucleotides. Its product is annotated as MFS glucose transporter mfs1. Lineage: Eukaryota; Fungi; Basidiomycota; Agaricomycetes; Polyporales; Sparassidaceae. The transcript is spliced from 11 exons. Bases 1 to 1536 code for a protein of 511 amino acids. The record is from RefSeq and is a predicted model, not a curated record. Gene Ontology annotation, cellular component: membrane. Gene Ontology annotation, molecular function: carbohydrate:proton symporter activity. Gene Ontology annotation, biological process: transmembrane transport; carbohydrate transport.